Molecule: messenger RNA, 1478 nt
Organism: Mangifera indica (mango)
Lineage: Eukaryota; Viridiplantae; Streptophyta; Magnoliopsida; Sapindales; Anacardiaceae
Product: ribosome production factor 1-like
Exons: 11
Coding region: 105-1175 (356 amino acids)
Biological process (GO): maturation of 5.8S rRNA; maturation of LSU-rRNA
Cellular component (GO): nucleolus; preribosome, large subunit precursor
Molecular function (GO): rRNA primary transcript binding
Source: RefSeq, a predicted model, not a curated record
UAAUACGCUCGUUGAUGAUUCAAAAACCCUAACGAGCGCAGUGUUUUCAUCGUCGUCUUCUCCCUUGCGCUGUCUCUGUAAACUAGACGAAAAGUAAAGCAGAAAUGGGGGGAAAGAGAAAGAAGAGGGAAAGCGAAGAAAUAAUCGAAGUACAGAAAGACGUUAAUAAGAAUAAUGAAAGCAGCCAUAAGAAGAAGAGAGAGAUACUCCCAUCCAUGAUAAAAAACAAAGAGAAGAGAUCAGCCGUACAUGCCAAGCUCAAGCACCAGAAGAAGCUCGAUAAACGCAAGAAACUCAAGGCCCGUGACGUUGCCGAGAAACUAGCUCUCGAGCUCGGUGAGGAGCCUCCGCCGAGGAUGGUCCCUCGCACAAUCGAGAAUACAAGGGAGCCUGAUGAAACCGUAUGCAGGCCCGAUGAUGAUGAGCUUUUUGCUGGUAAUGAUGCAGACGAGUUUAGCUCGGUAUUAAAGCGUGAAUGUACUCCAAAGAUAUUGAUCACAACAUGCCGUUUCAACUCUACUAGAGGACCAGCUUUUAUAUCAGAACUACUUACAGUCAUUCCAAAUUCUCACUAUUUCAAGAGAGGAACCUAUGACUUGAAGAAGAUUGUAGAAUAUGCUAACAACAAGGACUUCACUUCUAUUAUUGUUGUGCACACCAAUCGCAGGGAACCAGAUGCUCUUCUAGUCAUUGGCUUGCCUAACGGACCUACUGCCCAUUUCAAGCUCUCCAAGCUUAUUUUGCGUAAGGAAAUCAAGAAUCAUGGAAAUCCUACUAGCCACUUGCCUGAGCUGGUAUUAAAUAACUUCACCACUCGCCUAGGUCACCGCAUUGGGAGAUUGAUACAGUCACUUUUUCCUCAAGAUCCUGAAUUUCGUGGUCGGCGAGUUGUAACCUUUCAUAACCAACGAGAUUUCAUAUUCUUUCGGCAUCAUCGCUACAUCUUUGAAACCAAAGAAAACAAAGAAAGUGAUUCUAAAGGUAAAAAAGCAAAAGAUGCUAAGGGUGAAAAGAUCACUAAAGAGAAAGUAAUCGCUCGCCUUCAGGAGUGUGGUCCCCGAUUCACACUGAAGUUGAUCAAUCUGCAACAUGGAACAUUUGAUACCAAAGGUGGAGAAUUUGAGUGGGUUCAUAAGCCCGAAAUGGACACUAGCCGAAGGAGGUUUUUCUUGUAAAUUACAUGGAUUCUUUAAUUAAUUCGCCAAAAAAUUGAAGCAUUUCUGGUGGAGGGUUCAAAUCUGCCAUAACCGACCGAAAUUCAUACCAACUGGCUACUUCAGUGUGCUAAAUACUUUCUAAUUAUAAGAAAUACGUCAUGAGCUUAGAUGAACAAAUGUAUCGUCUUUUGCGAAUUAUGUAUUCGGUUUGAAAUAUAAAUGAUUGUAGUUCAAUUAUAAGCAAUAUUGAUACUAAUCAACAUAUUUGUUGUAACUUGUGUUUCAUUUUCGAUUUAAGCUGAGAUUUUGUCGCUUUGAAGA